AUAAAAGAGCGGUCGUUAUAUUAAAAUCAAGAACAGAUAUAAGACAAUCUUUAGACAGAAAUUACAGAUCCAAUCGUGAACCCUAGGAAUAGACUUCGAGUCAGCCACCUCAUAUAAAGCAACAUGACUCGCUAAACCUGAAAAGGACAAAUUUAGGCCUAAAGCGAUCAGAACCGAAACCCUGCCUAUCAAAAGAACUUCAAAAACCCAAACAUUCAAACCAAGUCUACUCUGACCAAAACAGAAACAAUUGUUACUAAAGAGAAAAUAAUAUUUGAAUAAAAUCUUUCCACAAAUCUCUUCCGGGUAUGGAGGUGGUUCUGGAGGAGGACGAACUCCUUCAAUAUGGGUGAAUACCAACUCCACCACCGUCGGAAUGAAUGACCAAGGCUUCACGAUCCAGUCUCGAUACAACCUCUUAGUCACACCUAGUUCAUCUGCCAAUACUAUCUCCUUCGAUGUAGUUGCGAUCCAAAGCAUUAGAAUACUUAAAAUCAGUAUAAUUUGCUGCUCCAACCCCAUGUUUAUAGGGGCGAUGGAAAAUCUCAACCUCUGCAAAGAGGGGAGACGGCCGCUAGGUUUCUCUCUAGAGUGUAUUAAUAUAUGGAAUAGUACUUUAAUACAGCUUAAUAUAUGAAGUAUAAUGUAGCUUUAUUGUACUCUUUGUAUAAUACGGAGUAUAAUAAUACGAUAGUAUAUGGAGUAGUACUUUAAUAUUGUCUUGAUCGGUGUUGGGGGUCACACGAAUAAAGUGUCAUCCUUUCUCAAGUUGUGCACUAAGUUGAAGAUCCUUAAAAAAACUCUUAAGAUCCUAAACCAAAACAGCUUUGCUAAGCCGUAAACUCGACAAGGAAAUCUGCUAAUCUUCUCAUUGAUGCUGAGACGCUUCUUUUAUCAGCAGAAAGCUAAGGUGACUUAUCUCCUUGAUGCCGAUAGGAGCACAAAGUACUUCCAUGCUAUCGCGAAGAAAAAUGUCACUAGAUCCUCUAUAUCUUUCCUAAUCAAGGAGGAUGGUACCACUACCACCUCUAUGCAGAAACUAUCUCAGGAAUUCCCUGGAUUCUAUAGUAAUUUAUUUGGAUCAACCAUUGAUUGUGAGGAGCCCAGACAUGAUCUUGUUAAAAAUGGGAAAGUGAUAAAUAGCUCUAUGGCCAUUUCUUUGUUAGAACCAAUCUCAGAUCAGGAAAUCAAGAGUGCUCUCUUUGAUAUUGGUGAUGACAAAUCUCCAGGACAUGAUGGUUACUCUGCUGCUUUUUUUAGGAAGGUAUAUUUCCGGUCAGAUAUCUUGGAAUUCCAUUGGCACCUUUGCAAGUUUAUGUGGCCCAGUUUGACCCAAUGAUCAAUAAAAUUGAAGCUUAUGUGGCUAAAUGGAAAUCAAAGGUUAUGUCAUACGUUGGAAGAGUUGAGCUAAUAAGAUUAGUGGUGCAGGGUGUUCAACCUUUCUGGCUCCAAUCUUUUCCAAUGCCUAUUAUUAUCAUAAAUAGGAUUGUCUCAACCUGCAGAAAUUUCUUGUGGGAUGGAAGGAAGGCUAAAGUGACUUGGGGUGAUAUAUGCAAACGUAUGGAAGAGGGUGGACUGGGUCUAAAGGAUGUAAAAAUCUGGAACAAAGCACUUCUCACUAAAACUUUGUGGAAUAUCCAGUCCAAGAAAGACUCAUUAUGGGUAAAGUGGUUUCAUGAAUAAUUGUUCCAAAAGGUUGAAUCGCCAACCCCAAGCGCCCCCACGCCCCGACCCGAUAAGACUUUUUGGGAGGAUGUAAGUCACGGUGACUCAGUCAGUAGAGUGGCUGUAGGCCCAUACACCCGUGCGCACCAGAUGCCCAGCCUUAUUUCAGGUUCUGUGACCUCCACCCGGUCGCUGCGGGGAUUCGAACCUUGGUCAUUGUUCCAAAUCUCCCACCACUCAACCAACUGAGCUACCCGUGCGGGGCCUGUACAAGGACCAACUAUGCAGUGCAGAUAGAAGAAAAAAAUUCAUGCUACACCAAACACCCAAAAAUUUGGAAUGGAUCUUGAAAGCUCACAAUUCAAUACCAUGAGCUUGCCAAUUCCAGACAUAGGAGUAGAGGCCAACGAUCUCGAUCAACGAGUCCAAGCUCAAGAUUAGUGUUUCGCUCGCUGACAAGAUCAAUUGGUCCAUCGAGCAAGGAACUCAAAGCGUCUCAACCAACCGGGUUCAGCUCCUCUCCAUUUCUUUCUCUCCAUUUCCCCUCCAUUUCUUUUUUACUUCCUAUCUAUCUCUACCUUUUUCUCUAUCCUACUCACCAACCUACCCCACCCUUAAUUCUCUCCUCUCUAUAUCUCUCAUACUGGAACUCUCCAGUUACUGAAGAGGAUCCAAAUUCCAACCAACAAGCCCAACAAGUAAAGCAAGUCCAAGAGUGCCGACUAGCCAACCCGACCAUCCUACUAGCCCUUGAGAGCUGACCUACCACUACUAGCCCAACUGAGAGGUGACCUAUGAACCCAGCUAAGAGCCAGCCAGCCUACCAACCCAGUAGAGAGCCAUGAGCCAUCCACUAUCAAGGAGCCAACCACUAGCUCGGUUAGGAGUCGGCCUACCAGCCCAACAAGGAGCGAGCUCAAGCGGCCGUAGAAUAAAAACAGAA
Molecule: messenger RNA, 2608 nt
Organism: Cuscuta epithymum
Lineage: Eukaryota; Viridiplantae; Streptophyta; Magnoliopsida; Solanales; Convolvulaceae
Source: the annotation of a GenBank genome assembly